Molecule: messenger RNA, 2073 nt
Organism: Tigriopus californicus
Lineage: Eukaryota; Metazoa; Arthropoda; Copepoda; Harpacticoida; Harpacticidae
Gene: Adar
Product: double-stranded RNA-specific editase 1-like
Exons: 8
Coding region: 82-1998 (638 amino acids)
Biological process (GO): RNA processing; adenosine to inosine editing
Cellular component (GO): nucleolus; cytoplasm
Molecular function (GO): double-stranded RNA adenosine deaminase activity; double-stranded RNA binding; tRNA-specific adenosine deaminase activity
Source: RefSeq, a predicted model, not a curated record
UUCUUCAAUAAACAUAAACAAAGAUUGUCUCCUCAUUCGUUCCUUUGUGAAACCAUACAUCGAAAUUUCUUUCUAGACUCGAUGAUGAUUAUGCUUCAAGCGAAGCGUAUGCGUAUGGCCGAAUCAUUUACGGCCAAAAAUCCUGUGGUUGCCCUUAAUGAUAUCAUACCUGGUCUGAAAUACGAGCUCGUCCAACAAAUGGGACCGGUUCAUGAACCCAAUUUUUGCAUGAAAGUCACAGUCAACGGAGAAGUAUUUCAUGGAUAUGGCGGAUCGAAGAAAAAAGCCAAGCAAGCUGCAGCGUCAAAGGCGAUCGCCAGUUUUGUCCAGUUAAAGAAUGCACCUGCGCCAGUGUUCCAGCUCUCCUUCGACGUCGAUAUGCCGGACAUGGAAAGUGUAGAAGCUGAAGUUUUAGGAAAAAAUCAACCGAAAAUGGUUGCUGACCAAUGGGAGCCACAAGAAGAUCAAACUGAGUUAGUUCAUAAACUACCACUCAGAAAUCAAAGCAAUGAGAUUUUAAGUGGAAGUGAAAAACCAUUGCUGGCGGUGAACAAAAAUCCGGUUAUGCUUUUAAAUGAGCUGAGGAGCGAUUUGAAUUACGUUUUAAUUGAAACUGGCAACUCACCACUUACCAAACGAUUUGUUACGAAAGUGGAGAUUGAAGGAAACGUAUACGAAGGCUUUGGAUCUAGCAAAAAGCAGUCAAAGCAAGCUUGCGCCAAAAGUGCUCUUAAUAUGCUUUACAACUACAACUUCACUCCAAUACCUCAAAUUAUGUCACAUAUCGGCAUAUCUGGUGUCAGCGACAUCACAGAGCACGAUUUCCUGUCGCAGUCAGUUGCAGACCGAAUCGGAAAGCUUAUAAUGGAGAAAUAUGCUAUGCUUAUGGAUGACAAGCCACAACACUAUCGCCGCAAAGUACUUGCAGGCGUAGUAAUGACCAUGGAUGAAGAUAUGAACGAAAUGCACGUUAUUUCAAUUUCCACUGGAACCAAAUGCGUUAAUGGAGAACACUUGAGCAUUUCGGGAAAAGCACUAAACGAUUGCCACGCAGAAAUCAUCAGUCGGAGGUGCUUGAGGGAUUUCCUUUUAACACAGUUGGAACAUAUGUCAAGCAGCCAGUGUGACACCAUUGGUGAUGGUAUACCACUUAUACUCGAGCCAAAUCGACAUAGUCAAGGAUAUUUCACCUUAAAGAGAAAUGUACGUUUUCAUUUAUUCAUUAACACCGCGCCGUGUGGAGAUGCACGGAUAUUUUCGCCACAUGAGAAAGAAGACCAUCAAAGUUUUGACAAACACCCCAAUCGCAAAGCUCGUGGUCAGUUACGAUCCAAAAUAGAAUCAGGAGAAGGCACCAUCCCUGUUCAAACUUCAAAAAGCAUACAAACAUGGGAUGGAGUACUUCAAGGUGCAAGGCUCUUGACUAUGUCUUGCUCGGACAAAAUUGCGCGUUGGAACGUGUUGGGUGUACAAGGAGCGCUGAUAUCGAUAUUUACAGGACCCAUUUAUUUUCAUUCCGUGGUUUUGGGGUCGCUGUUUCAUCCACAGCAUUUACACAGAGCAUUGGUCGGAAGAAUUCAAAAACAAUUGGUUGGUUUACCUCCACCGUAUCGAUUACAUAAUCCGAAAAUGAAUCUGCUCUCUUCCACUGAGAGUAGGCAAGCUGGAAGGGCGCCAAAUUAUUCCAUGAACUGGACCAUUGGCUCAAAAGAGCCUGAAAUUGUUGACGCCAUGAAGGGGACUGUACAAGAGUCUGCACUUCCAUCUCGAUUGAGCAAAAUGUCUUUAUUCAAAAGAUGGCAGUCAGUGUGGAAGGAACAUCACAAGGCCAGUCAGUCGUCAAAUCUUAAUGAGUCGGUGGAACAUUACAGAUCGGCAAAGAACUUGGCAAUACAAUAUCAGAAUGCUAAGCGCCAAUUAUUACAAGCAUUUGUCAAGGCAGAAUUGGGAUGUUGGGUCCAAAAGCCAGUAGAACAAGACGAUUUUCGAUUAAAAUGACUCUUCAUGCUUGACAAUGUCAAUGAAUGUGUCUAAAACAAGCGAUAAAACCUAAUAAAACUCAAAUUCCAAACA